Molecule: messenger RNA, 2559 nt
Organism: Lepisosteus oculatus (spotted gar)
Lineage: Eukaryota; Metazoa; Chordata; Actinopteri; Semionotiformes; Lepisosteidae
Source: RefSeq, a predicted model, not a curated record
GAAACACCCCUUUAGCAGGUUUGCAGGGGCAUGUGAAGGAAAUGUCACGCUGGGCUGCGGUAGUUGUAUAGCUGUCUUUGGUAAGAUGUGGAUAGUCUCUUAGUUGCGUGAUCAGUAAAACUAAAACUUGUUUCAGUUGGCUUACUUUAAAAAUAAUGUAUACAAAUGAGCUUUUCGCUGUUUCCAAAAAGCAACUAAUAUUUAAUUGAUGUCAUUUCAUCAGGACGUCUAGACGAUGGUCUAGCCUAGCUUCAGUCUGGAAAUAGUGUACAGAAGUCCCGUCUGAAAAUAAUUUUACAGUGUUAAUGAGGAUGACAGUAUCACACAUGCGUUGGUCUUCCAAACUCUGCAGUGGGUGCACUCAAUGCUGGAAGACCAGAUGUCAAGCUGAGUUUAGAUGGAGAUUACAAGGAAACAGGAACUACAGUUUCUUACAAGAAGAUGUCAAGUCAGUACGAGGAGUGGUCAGCCCAGAUAUAUCUAAAAUCCGCAACAUCGGCAUCAUGGCUCACAUUGAUGCAGGAAAGACUACAACAACAGAAAGAAUGCUGUAUUAUGCAGGAUAUACCCGGGCUCUAGGAGAUGUUGACGAUGGCGAUACGGUGACAGACUUCAUGGCGCAGGAGAGAGAGCGAGGCAUCACUAUUCAAUCUGCUGCUGUGACCUUCGACUGGAAAGGGCACAGGAUUAAUCUCAUAGACACUCCAGGCCAUGUAGAUUUCACAGUGGAAGUGGAGAGAGCUCUGCGAGUGUUAGACGGAGCUGUUGCUGUAUUUGAUGCCUCAGCGGGUGUGGAGGCUCAAACUCUCACAGUGUGGCGUCAAGCUGACAAGCAUCACAUACCGCGGAUCUGCUUUCUCAACAAAAUGGACAAGCCUGGAGCCAGUUUUUCCUAUUCAGUUGAGAGCAUCAAGAAGAAACUGAAGGCAAAUCCAAUGCCUUUACAGCUGCCUAUUGGAAGUGGUAAAUGUUUCACAGGGUUGGUUGAUUUGGUUACCAAUGAAAGACUGAUGUGGCACACAAACUCUCGAACAGACGACGGACGAGCGUUUAAGAGUAGACCCAUCAGCUCCACAGAUGAUCCUGAACUACAUAAAGAAGUCAAAGAAGCAAGAAGUGCCCUUAUAGAACAAGUUGCUGAUCUGGAUGAUGAAUUUGCUGAACUAGUGUUAGGAGACUUCAGUGACAAUUUGGACUUGAUGCCUCUCGAGAAACUGCAGGCUGCGAUUCGCCGGGUGACUCUGGCUCGGAGCGCUGUUCCUGUGCUGUGCGGAAGUGCCCUGAAGAACAAGGGAGUGCAGCCGUUACUGGACGCCAUCAACACAUACCUGCCUGCGCCCAAUGAAACACACCAUGACCUCCUGAGCUGCUAUAAGGAUGAUCUGUGUGCCCUUGCUUUUAAAGUUCUCCAUGAUAAACAGCGUGGACCUCUAGUGUUUGUCCGCAUCUAUGCAGGAACCAUGAAGCCCCAGUCUGCUGUCUACAACAUGAGUAGAAAUACCAUGGAGAGGAUGAGUCGGCUCUUGCUUCCAUUUGCUGACCAGCAUGUUGAGAUUCCUUCUCUAACUGCUGGAAAUAUCGCUCUCACUGUUGGCCUGAAGCAGACUGUCACUGGGGACACCAUUGUCUCCUCCAAAUCUUCUGCAGCAGCUGCCGCCCGCAGAGCUGUCAAAACUCACGGCAAAGAGCAAUUUUCAGGCCGGGAGCAGGAGACCCUCGUUCUGGUGGGAGUAGAGAUCCCUGAGCCUGUUUUCUUCUGCACCAUUGAGCCCCCUUCAAUGGCCAAGCUGCCAGACUUGGAGCAUGCCCUGACUUGCCUGCAAAGGGAAGACCCCAGCCUGAAAGUCAAGACAGAUCCUGACUCAGGACAGACUGUACUGUGUGGAAUGGGGGAGCUACACAUUGAGAUCAUUCAUGAUCGAAUAAGAAGAGAAUAUGGCAUUGAGACUCACCUUGGACCUCUACAGGUGGCCUACAGGGAAACCAUCUUGCAGUCGGUUUCCACCACAGACACACUGGACAGGAGCGUUGGAGACAAGAGACACCUGGUGACAGUUGAGCUGGGAGUGAGCCCCUGCGCAGAGGGUAGCUCCACUGCUGCCCCUGCCAUCAGCUUUGAGGACAGUGUGGAAGAGCAGCUUCCUUUGGAUGUGAAAGAGGCAGUGGAGAAUGGAAUACAAAGUGCUUAUCUCCAAGGUCCACUGCUGGGGUUCCCGGUGCAGGAUGUGGUCACUACAGUUUACUCUGUCAGCAUACAGCCUGGGACAUCAAUGGCCAUGGUCUCAGCCUGUGUGUCUCGCUGUAUGCACAAGGCUCUUAAGCAGGCUGGAGGACAGGUGCUGGAGCCAUUGAUGAGUCUUGAGAUAACAGCCAAUGAGGAGCACCUGGGUGCUGUGCUGGGAGACCUGGCGCAGAGGCGUGGCUGUAUUCAUGAGAUCCAGAGUCGACUGGACAACAAAGUGGUGAUGGCUUCUGUACCUCUGGCCGAAAUGAUGGGUUACUCCACCGUCCUUCGCUCUUUGACAUCUGGCACUGCCACCUUCACACUGGAACUGUCCA